Fonsecaea monophora is the source of this 465-nucleotide messenger RNA. RefSeq names its product riboflavin synthase. The record is from RefSeq and is a predicted model, not a curated record. The transcript has 2 exons. The coding region runs from base 1 to 465 and encodes 154 amino acids. Lineage: Eukaryota; Fungi; Ascomycota; Eurotiomycetes; Chaetothyriales; Herpotrichiellaceae.
AUGAAUCAUCCUAUCCCUUCUAUUUGUUUCAAAUGGAAACAGACCUUAACGCUCACAGAUCUGCUGAUUGCGUUCGGCUAUGCUCUGGCUAGAACCAGAAAUACCAAGACCGGAUCAGCAAAAAUCACCAUCGUGCUAGCGACCCAUCGUGAGGGCGGGACCCAAAGCGAUCGGGAGGACAAAGCGUCCAUCGGCGACCUGAAGAAGAAGCUUAAGGUGGUUAUGAGAGGUAUGGCCCACCUGAAUAGUUUCACCAGGCUCGUCCCGAGCUUCUUUACGAAUGCAGCGGCAGCAGCCAAUGUCUUCACCCACGUCGAUCCAGUGCCAGAGAACUUGGUUGACAAGGUUAUUGACGAGCGCUUCAUUGUCAAACGAGCAAUUGGAAAUGGCACGUGGUAUCACAACCACUGCAAGAUCGUCAUUACUGUAUGUUGGAAGCGACAACGCCUAUCCUUCGUUCAAUGA